Messenger RNA from Rangifer tarandus platyrhynchus (Svalbard reindeer), 390 nucleotides. The record is from the annotation of a GenBank genome assembly. Lineage: Eukaryota; Metazoa; Chordata; Mammalia; Artiodactyla; Cervidae.
AUGGAAAACAAUCCUGUUCCCAUAGUAAAUGUCCGGGUUGAUACCAAAGCCAUAUCUUCUUAUAGUAUAAUCAUCAGGGCACAUUGUUAUCUUCUCUCCCUCAGCUAUGCUAACCCAAAGGAAGGGCACGAGAAUGGAGAAAGGAGACAGGAGAAAGAGCCCAGAACCCACAAUGCCCACCACAGUCGUCACACCAAAGACCCGUGUCCUCCCCACAGUCAGUCUUCCCUUAUACUCGCAGAGGUUCCUCCUCAUAGCCCUACUGGGCCCGAAUUUCCCAAAUCAAGAGAAAGCAAAAGCCUGACAUGGGGAAACCAUCGGGCAUUGUCCCUCCCCCAAUUGAGUUCCCCUUUCGUCUCCCCCACUCCAGUACCACAACACCACAAAUAA